UCAGUCUGACGGUACAUUACUAACUACAACUUGUGUUUUAAUCAUAUUUUUUAUAAACCGAAGAUGGCUAAAUUUUUGUUAAGCACUGUCAGUGUUUUAGUUUUAAUUGCUUAUGCUCAAUCUGGUCCAGUUCCAGAAGAAUUCAAAGAUGUUCAGCCAACAAUUCGUGAAGCAUGUGUAAAAGAAUCAGGACUUACAAGUGAAGAUUUAAUAAACAAAGCUGCAGUCGGUGAAUUCACUGAUGACCCUCAAUUAAAAUGCUACAUGAAAUGUCUUCUCGAUCAAUUUAGAUUAGUAAGCAAACGCGGAGUUAAUUUCGACGCAAUGUUAGCAUUAUCUCCACCAUCAAUGAAAGAAAAUGCAGCAAAAAUGAUCAAGGAAUGCCGUGACACAAAGGGAAAAGAAGGUGACCUCUGCGAUUUAGCAUUUGAAGUUACGAAAUGUUUGUAUAAUUCAAACCCUGAGACCUACUUCAUCCUAUAAAUUAAUCGAUCUACUCAAAAGUAUAAAAAUCAAAUCAACGAAUGGCUUGUAUGUAGGAUUGAAAUAUAAAUUUAAUUACAAUGUAGUUGAUUAAUGACAAAUAAUUAAAUAAAUAGUUAUUUUAUGUUGUAAA
Messenger RNA from Microplitis demolitor, 616 nucleotides. Its product is annotated as general odorant-binding protein 72. The record is from RefSeq and is a predicted model, not a curated record. Gene Ontology annotation, molecular function: odorant binding. NCBI's taxonomy places the organism in Eukaryota, Metazoa, Arthropoda, Insecta, Hymenoptera, Braconidae. The coding region runs from base 64 to 483 and encodes 139 amino acids. The transcript has 4 exons.